Messenger RNA from Anopheles nili, 1143 nucleotides. RefSeq names its product ubiquitin-conjugating enzyme E2 Q2. NCBI's taxonomy places the organism in Eukaryota, Metazoa, Arthropoda, Insecta, Diptera, Culicidae. The transcript is spliced from 8 exons. The record is from RefSeq and is a predicted model, not a curated record. Gene Ontology annotation, cellular component: nucleus. Gene Ontology annotation, biological process: protein polyubiquitination. Gene Ontology annotation, molecular function: ubiquitin conjugating enzyme activity. The coding region runs from base 1 to 1143 and encodes 380 amino acids.
AUGGCGUGCCUGAAUACGCUUAAGCUGGAAAUCAAAACGCUCGAGCAAGUCUUCCCGAAGAACCAUGAACGAUUCCAGAUCCUCAACGCGACCGUGGACGAGCUGUGCUGCCGUUUCAUCGGCCGUAAUGGCAAGCAAUACGUAAUCCAUGCGAAUAUAACAGAAACAUACCCUUCUACUCCACCAGUAUGGUUCGCCGAGAGCGAAGACACAAGUAUUAGCAACGCUGUACAAAUACUUACGAACACGAAAGGGUUAGAUAAUCAUGUUAUCAAUCAGGUUCAUAUAUUGCUACGCGAGCUCUGCCGGCAACACACGGUUCCGCUACCUCCCGAUUUGGAAACGCUGAAAAAAGCCUUCCAAUACCCGAACGGUGGUGUCGCUGGGCCCCAUCUCCACUCUGCCAUCGACUCUGACUGUGAUGAUAUCGAGGAUGUCGUAGGCGAAAGCGACCAAGAGAGCGAAGGCGAAGAGGACUUACCUCUCGAGAUGGACGACGGUCGCAGUACAGCGAAGAAAGACGAAAUGGAAGUGGAACACCUAGCAACGCUAGAAAGAUUAAGACAAACGCAACGGCAGGACUACUUGAAGGGCUCAGUGUCGGGAUCGGUGCAGGCGACAGAUCGGCUGAUGAAAGAGCUACGCGACAUCUACCGAUCAGAUUCGUUCAAGAACAACAUGUAUUCGAUAGAGCUAGUGAACGAUUCCAUCUAUGAGUGGAACAUCCGGCUGAUGUCGGUCGACCCGGACAGCCCGCUGCACAACGACCUGGUCCUGCUGAAGGAGCGCGAGGGAAAAGACAGCAUACUGCUCAACAUCAUCUUCAAGGAGACGUAUCCUUUCGAACCGCCGUUCGUGCGCGUAGUGCAUCCGAUCAUAUCCGGCGGUUACGUUUUGGUAGGUGGUGCCAUCUGCAUGGAGUUGCUCACGAAGCAAGGCUGGAGCUCGGCUUACACGGUGGAAGCCGUCAUCAUGCAAAUAGCGGCAACGCUAGUCAAGGGCAAGGCGCGGAUACAGUUCGGUCCCACCAAGUCUCUUUCGCAGGGCCAGUAUAGUUUAGCUAGAGCGCAGCAGAGUUUCAAAUCGCUCGUGCAAAUCCACGAAAAGAACGGUUGGUUUACGCCUCCGAAAGAGGACGGUUAA